Messenger RNA from Peromyscus maniculatus bairdii (prairie deer mouse), 2800 nucleotides. Lineage: Eukaryota; Metazoa; Chordata; Mammalia; Rodentia; Cricetidae. The record is from RefSeq and is a predicted model, not a curated record.
GGCUUGGAAACAGCCAGGGUGAUAGGUCAAUGUCCCACUGGGUGGUAGGAAGACCCACCUAUCUGUGGAUGGAGCCUUCUGGUGUAGACACUCAGUGUCUGCCUGCCUGCCCUCCAGUGCUGUCUGCUCCAACGCUGCCGGCCUCUGCCCGGCUCUCCUUCCCUUCCUCAGUCGGGGGCGAUAGUGAAGCUUCUCAUGGAGGAAGGCAAUGGAUCCCUCUUGGUCUUGGGCCAGCUGCCUCCCACCCACCUAGGGACACAUCACCUAACCUCCUGGGCACACACACACUGUACCACCUUUGAUUUCUGGGGUUCUGUGCCAGAGGCAGCUCCUUCCUGAUUUGGACUCCAGCUAGUAUAUUGAGACAUGGAAAUCAAAGAGUUGUGUGAUUUCUUGUGGUGUCAACGGCUGUCCUCUGAACUUGGGAACAGAUUCAACUGACCUUUGUCCCUGGGACAGAGGGAGCUGAACUACAGUCCCAAUUCAAGCCUUCGGAAUUGCCAGCCUGAGCCCUCACUCUCUGAAGUGGACAACCUUACCUCCUGCCACAGGUCUGUCUGGGCCCAGGAAACUCUGCCUCCACCCAGAAGACCCUAGGACACCCAGGAGACCCUACCCCAGCCCAGGAGACCCUACCCAGGCCCAGGAGACCCUGCCCCUCCCCAGGAAACUCUGCCCAGGCCCAAGAGACCUUACCUAGCCCAGGAGACCCUGCUCUCACUCAGGAAGCCCUGCCCUCACUCAGGAGACCCUGCUCUCACUCAGGAGGCCCUGCCCUCACUCAGGAGACCCUGCUCUCACUCAGGAAGCCCUACACCAGCCUAGGCACAGCACUGCAGCCAUGAUGGAAGACAUAGAGUUAUGGCAACAAGUUUUCCAGGAGCUGAUUCAAGAAGUGAAACCAUGGCACAAAUGGACCCUCACACAAGACAAUGGCCUUCUUCCUGAUGUUCUGAAGCCAGGAUGGAUGCAGUACCAGCAAAAGACCUUUGCCAGGUUCCACUGUUCCUGCUGUUCUCGCAGUUGGGCCUCUGGCUGCGUCCUGACAAUCUUCCACAUGCACUGGUGUGAGAAGAAGGGCCAGGGCCAGGUGAAGAUGAGGGUCUUCGCUCAGCGAUGUAACAAGUGCCCUGAGCCUCCGUUCGCAGCUCCAGAGUUCACUUGGGACAACAUCUCAAGGAUCCUGAACAACCUGCUCUUCAGAAUUCUGAAGAAGUGCUAUGGGGAAGGGUUUAAGCAAAUGGAUGAGAUUCCUUUGCAUGGAGACACCAGUCUCCAAGGGCCACAUGACAGCAGCAACUGUGAGGCAUGUCUGCAGGGCUUUUGUGCUCAGAGUGGCUCAGGCCUCGCCUCAAAACCACCAGCGCGCCCACUAUCUCCCACCCCCUCUAAAACAACUAGGGAGCCUCAGGUCACGACCAUUUGCAGCGACGAUCCCCGCUCCCAGACCUCCUCCAAAGUGGAAAAGCCCCAAGCGUCAAAAGUGGACCCCAAAGCCAGUAACCCUCCCAAAGCUGCCCUCAAGGUUAGCCACACCUCACACCCAUCGACUUCAAUAUUGACAAUCCAACAGUUGUCACGGGUAAGCUCACCUACCCCUACAUGUGUCACUCAAAUGCCUUCUCCCGUCAAGAGCAGCACAGCAGCAGAUGCAGGAAAGAAGACCAGGUCCAAGACCCCAAAGGCAUUGCCCCCACCCUCCUCAGUUGUCCCACCCACUUCCUCCUCAGUUGUCCCACCCACUUCCUCCUCAGUUGUCCCACCCACUUCCUCCUCAGUUGUCCCACCCACUUUCUCCUCAGUUGUCCCACCCACUUCCUCCUCAGUUGUCCCACCCACUUCCUCCUUAUUUGUCCUACCCACUUCCUCCUUAUUUGUCCCACCCACUCGCUCGUUUGCCCCACCCACUUCCUCCUUAUUUGUCCCACCCACUUCCUCGUUUGUCCCACCCCCUCACUCCUAUGUUGUGCCGGAUUCUUGGAGACCGCCAGCAAACACCGCCUGCCAGGUAGAGAGAAGCAGCCAUAUCCACCCACCACGGGAAUCUUGCCGUGAAGCUUGCUGCGAGGCCUGCUGCGAGGACUUCUGUGAUUGCGGCAGGGCCUGCUGCCGGGGCUUUUGUAAUUGCCUGUCACGUAAACCGUGUCAGUCUUUGGUCUUCCUAUUCAUUGUUGCUGUUAUUGUGACACUUUACAUAAAAUAUGGUAUAUGAGUCUUGAAUGCUGAAAAUGGGGGAAAAAUCACAACGUCCCCCCAAAGUCACACAUUGUGUAACCCCUUUAUAUGAAAUGUCAAUGAAAUUAGUAGUGGAGUCCAGAGGUGGCUACCAGGACUGGAGGAAGGGAAAAGUAUAAAGCCACCCUUUAACCAGUGUGGGUCUUGUGAGGAAGAGGGUGAUGAAAAUGUUUGGGAUUUGAGGAGAUGGCAACAGUCUCCCAACUCCGUCCGCGCACAAAAAGCCACUGAAUUUGUCCCUCUGAAGGUGGCUAAUGCUCUUUUCUUUGCCUUUUUCCCCAUGGGGUGAGUUAGGGUGGGUUUGAGAUCUCAUCGUGUAGCCAAAGUUGGCUUGAAACUCACUAAGUAAUUUAGGCUAAUCUAGUGGUAUUUGCGCCGCCCGUGACCUUGGGCUGUAGGGCCCCAAGGAGUCGGUGAAAAGGGUCACAUGCCCCUUCUCCCUGCUCCUGCCUGUGAGGUGGAUUCGCUCCAGGGCAGAGCAGACAACUUUAGCUGUCUACUCCGUUCUGUAUGUGUAAGUGUAUUUCCUCAAUUUGUAUCUUAAUAAAUUCUGUUACCCAUUUAA